GUGUGCACCAAGAGUGCUUCCAACAUCGCCACCAUCCCUGCCAUCAGACACUCCAUUUAAUAGUACACCCCAAGCAUCCCAGGAGGAGACAACCCCAGAAAUAAGAGAACCACAGUUUCCUCGUAAUACACCAGCAACAAAUUCUAGCGUCUUCCCCGUGGAAACUCUUGCACCUGCCACCGUGGCGACUGAACCACCCCUCCCUUUUGAAACUAUGCCACCUAUUCAGAAUGGAACCCAAAGUCCAGUAGCCACCACAGAAAGCAUCAACUAUGGUGAGACCUUCCCAACAGAGACACAAACAGCCCCAGAGGAGCCAACCAUUCCGCCUGAUGCUGAACUUGAUGACUG
This is a messenger RNA of Lymnaea stagnalis (great pond snail), 351 nucleotides long. Lineage: Eukaryota; Metazoa; Mollusca; Gastropoda; Lymnaeidae. The record is from the annotation of a GenBank genome assembly.